AUGUGCUGAGCACAAUCAAUCAUGCACUGUUUCACACUGCCAUGGAUGUCUUCGUUAUUUAGUCUCAAGUUGGCUGUUCUGUGGUAGCCGCUUCAUUCACCAUGACAACACUUGUUCCUGCUCAGGCCCCCGUACCUUCCUUGUCCGAGCGGCUGCGGCAGGCUGCUGUGGCGGGCCAAGCCGACAAAGUUCAAGAAUUGUAUAAGUUGGGAGCCAAGAUAGAAACAGAUACGGAGGGACGUACAGCGCUCCAUCUAGCAGCUGCUAACGGGUAUGUAGAUACAGUGAAAACUCUACUUCAAUGUGGAGCCAAAGUGAAUGCUGUUGACCAGUCAGGUUACUCCCCUCUCCACCAGGCGGCAACGGAAGGUCACGUGGAAGUGGUGCGACUGUUAUUGAAAAACGGAAGUCACGUGGAUACGCAAGAUGAAAUGCACGGAAACACAGCUUUACACGAAGCUGCUUGGAAGGGGUACAGCCAAACGCUUGAAGCACUUUGUAAAAAUAAGGCUAACGUUUAUAUAAAAAACAAGGGAGGUUUUUCGGCAUUACAUCUUGCUUGUCAAACUGGCCAUAAUCAAAGCUCCAGGGUGUUGCUAUUAGCUGGUUGUAAACCAGACAUUAAAAACAACUAUGGAGAUACUCCUUUGCACACAGCAGCGCGGUAUGGACAUGCGGGUGUUUUGAGAAUCUUAAUCAGUGCUUAUUGUCACGUUAGUGAAGUAAAUAAGAACGGUGACACUGCUUUACACAUAGCUACAGCUAUGGGACGAAGGAAGCUGACGAGGAUAUUGUUAGAGGCUGGUUGUGACCAAUCUUUUCAGAAUAAGCAAGGAGAGGUUGCUAUGGAGAUCGCAAAGAGAAAGGAAUUUACCGAAGUCGUCGAAAUCCUUUCUAACCCGCCUCCUCGUGUUAUUGAAAUGAACGAGAAAAAGGAAGACAAAAAAUCUACCAAAAAACGUGAAAAGGACAGUGGAACAUCUCAGGGUAGCAAAGACAGUAGUUGCAAACUAAAGAAGGAAAAGAAAAAGAGUAAACGUGGCCAUAAGGUCCAUUUUCCAGAUGAAAAAGGACAGGGCCCGUCCGGUCACUGGAGCCCCUAUGGAUGUCACAUGUUUCCAAAUUUAGCUAAUUUUCCUGACCCUAAGCUAGAUUCGCUUCCACCUGAACCUCUAAAGAAGGGAGAGCAGUAUUUCGUCGAUUUGGCUGGACGCAUUAAUAAAGGUCCAGUAGGAGUUGGUUAUACGUGUUACUGUGCUCCAUUCUUUCGUUAUGUGGAAAAGAAGAUGGAGUCGGACAAGCAAGAACUUAUUGAUCACAUCGACAACGCUCAUGACGAUCUACACGCCAAGAUCGCUCAUCUGGAGCGCCGUACGAGAAGCCAACUGUUCAAUCUUAACCAGUCAGUCAAGGAAAAACUAGCUAACGAGAGGAUCGAAUGUGUGGAAAGGAUGGAGAGAAGGACAUCGAAAGAAAGGCAGGAGCUUGAAAAACAGCAAGGAGUCCAAAUGCAUAACAUGAAAACAGAGCUUCAGAGUUGGAUAGAGUCAAAAAGAAAUGAAUCUGAAAAUAAAACAACUAAUCUUCAUAAAGACCAACCUUCAGCCAAUAAUAAUCACAUUCGACAUCCUACGAUGCAUCAUUGGUCACUUGCAGUUAGGAAAAAGAAAAAUUCAUCAAGUGUGACUGGAUUGAUGCGCUCAAAAUCAGAAGAGUUACUGUCUGAGGCAGAUGGAGACAGUGCUUUGGGUUCUGCUCCAAGGGUUUGCUCUCCAGAGCUACAUGGUACAAUCUCCCGCAGAUUGUGCUCCCCACAUUUCGAAAGGUCGAGGAACGGUCAUGACUUUCAGAGCAAUUUGUAUACCAGGGUUCAUUCUCCUGAUACUCACAUAAUAACACCAGUGCCAAGAUUCCAUGCCCCAAUUUCAACGUCUCAUGGAAAACCUAAUGACCUCGCUAACCACCUUCCUGUCAGAGUGGAGGCUAAUAAUCACCAAGCAACGGGUUUAGUUCAAAGACUUCGGACAGACUUUGAAAAAUUAGGUGCUAGGCCAAAGUUUGAUCAAAAUUCCAGCCCUCAGCAGAGACAAAGUGAUUCAGCUGUGUUACAAAACGAACUCAAUGACUCUGUGAAUCCCGAUAACUUAUUGGAUAUUAAAAGGGACAGUAGAAGUGACGGUGACUUGAGAACUUACAAUGGCUCAAUACAUGGCCACUUACCAUACCUUGAAACAUCCUUUGACCACCCCAAUGACCACUCACCCGCUAGUGACUCUGGAUAUCAAACCAAAAUGUCUCCCAGCAUCAGUGAUUCUUCUGGUGCUCCAUAUCAAAGACCACCAGCGUUCACGCCCCCUCAUGAUUCGCAUCACCCUAGCUCCCCUACACAAGUUGAAUAUAGCCAGCAUCUUCCCCUUCGGCACAGUGAUUUUGUUCGACCUCAGAGCACGAGUGGUUACAGUUCUAACAGGGUGUGGAGGUAUGACUGUCAGUAUACCCCGAAUUCUUACGUUCAUUACGCUAGUGAUGUAAGACCUAUUAAUUGUACAGAAGAUCAACUAUAUCAAAUGAAGGAAGAACUUGAACUCGCAGGAGAAACUUUGAAUGGCUCCAGCCUAGUCUGAUGUCAUUAAAUGUUUUUCUGUAAAGUUUUUACUUU
Molecule: messenger RNA, 2659 nt
Organism: Limulus polyphemus (Atlantic horseshoe crab)
Lineage: Eukaryota; Metazoa; Arthropoda; Merostomata; Xiphosura; Limulidae
Product: ankyrin repeat domain-containing protein 6-like
Exons: 10
Coding region: 102-2624 (840 amino acids)
Biological process (GO): protein localization to ciliary inversin compartment
Cellular component (GO): ciliary inversin compartment
Molecular function (GO): protein binding
Source: RefSeq, a predicted model, not a curated record